AUGGCGCACGAACUCCUGGGCGGGAAGAUGCCCAAAAACCUGGCAGCCGCCAGCGAGGAGCUUGAGAAAGAUUCCGCAAAAACAAACGGGAAGACCAAGGACAGGAAACGAAAGUCAAAAAAGAAGAAGCAGUCAGUGGCAGAGGCGGAAAGAAAUGCAAAAAUUGAUCUACCCAAGGGCGGGGGGUUUAAAAACAUUUCUGACAAAAAGGAUGAGGAUGACACGUCAUCAUCAUCAUUAAGCGAUGAUGACGAUGAAGGGCUAGAGAUCCACAUUGAUCUCGACAUGGUUGACAUUGAUGGUGAUGAGAAGGCUAAAAGUAACCACAUUAGCGAUGAAGAAGGAGAAGUUGUAGAAAGCCUAGCCAAGAAGGAUGUUAUAACUGUGCUCGACGAGAAUGAAGGUGGCGACGGGGGCGAAUCUCCUCUCGUUGAUCAAGAUGUAGCCAUGCGGCAGCGGAAGUACUAUUCUGCAUAUAUACUGCCGCCGUUUAGGCUUGAGGAGGCGCGUCCUUACUUCGGCUCAACUUCAGGUGUAGACUUUACAGCAGAUGUGAUACAGGAACGAGAGCUUGCCGCUGUAAUGGCGGUAGCCUUUUCAGAGAGUAAAAGGAUAUGUACUGUUUGUACUAAAGUGGGGCACUCGGAAGAUAACUGCCAGGAACUAAAGUGUAAACAUUGUGGAAGUUGGAAUAAGCACUUUUCACACGCCUGCCCAGAUAUCGAGAAGGAUGAAGAAGAAGAGCCACGCGUAAUAGACCAUUGGCGUCGUAUCCCCACUCACCGUCUCAAACCAAUCCAAGCUUCGAAGAAAUCCCUUCCCCUUUACUGCUACAACUGUGCCGGAAGCGACCACUAUGGUGAUGACUGUCCCCGGCGCCCAUCACCUCCAAUUAGCAGUUCCUUCUCAUUGUCAGAAAUCAAUGUAAAUUCUUAUGCGACCCAGGAAUGGCUCUUGGAAUCCGCCGAUAAACUCGAAACCCUUGGAUCAGCUAAAGGAAAUCCUACAUUUGGGGCAGCGGGGACUAAAAUGACGAUGAAACCAACACUGGACCCAUUUAGGGAUAUGCGAAAUUUCGAUAGGGAUGAUCCAUUCCCGAAGCGUGCACCCCCUGCCGGGCCGUCUAGGGGCAAGGACUCUUACAAGUCGAGGAACGCCCAAAGAGAUGGUAAUGGUGUAUCAUACCGCCAGCGGAGCCCUGCCAGGGACCCUGUAUUUGAUAGAUAUCGUGAACCUUUACCGCCCAGGCCGGUCCACGGACUGCCUCCAAGACCUCGCUCACGGUCACGAAGCCCACCGCGUAAUAGGAAUGGCGGCCGACCAGGCGGAGGCGGAGGAGGCGGGGGUAGAGGCGGUGGUGGGGGUGGUGGGGGUGGAGGUAGGGGCAGAGGUGGGGCCCAUAUGUAUGGACCUCCACCAGAAUUUCAUAAUCGCCCUGCAGCUCGCGAACCAAGGAGGGGUUACGAAUCACAUUCACAACCCCCGUUGCCAAGAGAGCCAGCGCCCAGGCGUACAGAGGCAUACAGACCGAUGCCGUCGAGUGCCAAGGGGAACUGGCAGAGGUAUAAGACCUAA
Molecule: messenger RNA, 1575 nt
Organism: Morchella importuna
Lineage: Eukaryota; Fungi; Ascomycota; Pezizomycetes; Pezizales; Morchellaceae
Exons: 4
Coding region: 1-1575 (524 amino acids)
Molecular function (GO): nucleic acid binding; zinc ion binding
Source: RefSeq, a predicted model, not a curated record